This is a messenger RNA of Pseudocercospora fijiensis CIRAD86, 1699 nucleotides long. RefSeq lists its product as uncharacterized. Gene Ontology annotation, molecular function: DNA-binding transcription factor activity. The record is from RefSeq and is a predicted model, not a curated record. The transcript is spliced from 2 exons. Gene Ontology annotation, biological process: regulation of DNA-templated transcription. The coding region runs from base 550 to 1281 and encodes 243 amino acids. Lineage: Eukaryota; Fungi; Ascomycota; Dothideomycetes; Mycosphaerellales; Mycosphaerellaceae.
AGCGCACACCAUACACAAUCAUCAGAGACAACCACGAAAAUGGCUGCCUCUGCUUGAUUCCAGACCUCGCCCACCAUAAUUAACUACUCAACCUACCAUCUCAACUCCACUUUCGAAGCGUCUUCGGACCUUCACAACCACGCGCCCAGUCGUCAAGACCACGCCUCUGUGAAAACCUCCCCGCCGUCCACCACGGCUUCUACACAGCAAACAUGGCCCCAACCACCAGCUGCACCAAGGCAAUUGCCUCCCCAACCCGAGUUCUCGCAGGACUUCGAACUCUUCCAUCAACCUCAGACCCGCGCUCUUCCGCCUUCUCGACGCGCUCCAUCGCUCGAUCCGACGCUGCUUCAUUCGUUUAGCACUGCGACCGCAGCAGCGUGUCACGCGAACGGACAUCUCAACUCAUCUCAGAAGGAAAUCAAUACAACAGCUCACCGGUCUACUCGCCCACCUGUGCCUUUAUUUCAUUCCAACUCAACCGGUAAUCUGGGUAUUCAGCAAAAUAAUCAGUACAUUCAGCAAGGAACAGAUCCAACCUCUUUCGCAAUGGGAGGCGGAGAAAUCAACGUGGCCUACGACGGCACAUUCGGCGAUCUCCACGCCAGUGGAGACGUCGCACUCUUCGGCUUCGAUGACAGCUUUGGCGGCGACUUCGAGCUCAUCGGCUCGGCCGACAACAGCUUCACCGCUAUCAAUGACGGUGCCAACGCUGGCACCAUCUCGCCCAAGGACCUGCUCAACGACUCAGUCCCGCCAUCGACAUCGUUCACCAAUCUGACUACACCUGGUUCUACAUACCUCGACACUCCGGAUGACUACCAGACCUCACCACUCUUCACAGACAGCAUGCAACAUGACAAGACAUGGUUCUCGCUCUUCCCUGAACAAGACACCGAGGCGCCAACUCCAGCACCACUGAUGGAGCGCACCUCGUCCAACACUAUCGUUGUUCACCCCGGAGGCGAAGGCAAUGCUCGCAAGCGAAGCUCAACUUUCCAGACAUCACCGACUCCAUUCAGCCCAGCUGUGAAGCACUCUGAUGUUGCUGGUGUUGCUGCUCGCAAGCGUGACAAGCCACUGCCACCAAUUGUUGUCGACGAGAACGACCCUGUCGCCUUGAAGCGUGCGAGGAACACUGCCGCUGCUCGAAAGUCACGAGCAAAGAAGGUUCAGGAACGUGACGGCCUUGAGGGGCAGAUUGCCGCCCUCAAAGCAGAAGUCGAGUUCUGGAAGCAGAAGGCGGUCUCUUUGGGCGCUGAUGCUUCUGACAGCGAGUAGGACUCGCUGCUCAGGCGCAGAAAGCUCAAGCACUAAAGUUCAAUCCUGCACUCGGAAAAAAAUGGCGACUGCCUUGGACAGUCGCUGGUGGUGGAAAAUUUUCUUAUUUCAUUCUGUUCAUCAUUGGAGGAGAGCGCAACGGGCGCUUCGUCGCCACUGGUCUCGACGACUACUCUCACAUUUCCUUGGCGCGGCCUUACGGUCUGGACAUCUUCACGAUGAUGGAUGAAGGGCAAAAUUGGCAUGUGAUCUUCAUGGCCUACUGACGUCUCCUAUCUUGAAGCAUUAUGCGUUGAUAGUUGAUUGACUCGUGGCACACUAUUGCGUUGCUUCGUUGAUUUUGGUUAGAUUGACAGAAGCUUGCUAGCAGUUGACAAAAGUAAAGUCUUGACUACAAUACAACACUGUUUCUUCCCAU